Molecule: messenger RNA, 2132 nt
Organism: Caenorhabditis auriculariae
Lineage: Eukaryota; Metazoa; Nematoda; Chromadorea; Rhabditida; Rhabditidae
Source: the annotation of a GenBank genome assembly
AUGGUUUCUUUUAAGACAUCGAAAGGCCGAAAUCAAACGAUGGUGACGAUGCACGAAUACGAGCGCGAGAAACAGUUGACCUUAUGUUCAAUCAUCCUUGGAGGAAACUUGAUUUCAGGGUGUUCCGCAAGUGGACCUUCGAAGAGUCGGAAGACGCUCAGAAGCCGUCGGGAGACGGCAACGAAGACGAGGUCGUCUAUUGAAAGUCCUGCGAGGAUCUAUCUAAUUUUGAAAAUUAUCAUCCUAAAACGUUUUUUUUUUCAAUUAGUGGCAAAGCUGGUUCUGAGAACAGUGGCUGAUAAAAACUUGAAAAAUCUGUCAUUGGAAUCCCGGCGCGGGGCGGGUAGUUCCGCUCACCGUUCUUAGGAACGCCAGAGUGGUUACCAAAGGGCUCAUGCAAAUUCCCCUCCAGGGGGCACCCUGCCUCCCUUAUUGGGGCUCUCAAACUUACAAAAGCGCUCUCUAGAGACGUUUCAGUUAGUAACCCCUCUGGGUGAACACGCUGGUGAACACUUAUUUUUAACUUUGAAACCUGAACAAAAAUUUGAAAGACCACUAUAAUAUAUACAUUCGUGAGAAACCGAAGUAAAAUUGUUUGUUCUUCUUCUUUGAAUCGGUCCAAAAAAAAACACGUUUCUUGUUAGGUUUCCAUCAUUCUUUAUCCUAUGAAUUUACAGACUACGAAAAAUAGUCGAACUGCGAGUGCACAAAACAAAGAAGCGCCGUCUGAAUCGAAAGGAGUUCGAGGCGACAGCGAAAGACGGUGAUAAUUUUCUGAGAAGCUAAUUUUGAUGAGGCCUGUGGUUUAGGCCGGCCUGACCCGGGCUUUUUUUUUGAGAAAAAACCAGCAAGGUUUUUGAGCCAGGCCCAAAAAUUUUUUUAAUUUCAUUAAAAAAAUGUUCGCUGAAAAUAUUUUUUUACUAGUUAAAUCAUAUUUUUUUGUUGAACUCGAAGUGAAAAAAAUAAACAAAAAAACAAGAGUUUCGUCGUAAAAAAGCUUGAUAUAGUCUAUUUUUCCCCCACUUGAAAGGCGAGAGAGGCGGGCAAAGGGGCGGGACGCGUAGCGUGUGCGUACGUGGUUUUUGGCACGAGUUCAAUUUAAUGCCACAUCAUUGCAUCAAAAAGGAAUAAAUACAAAAAGAGCGGUGACCGAGCUUUUUAAAUAGUCGGUGACGCUUGAAUGGAAGUCGUGCCAAGAACCGCGAACGCACACGCUACGCGUCCCACCCCGUUGCCCGCCCUUUGAAGUGGGGGAAAAAUUCACUAUAUUUGACUUGAAGAAAGUUCGAGCAUUCUGGGCAGGGCUCGCCAUUUUUGCUGAGGCCUUGCUAGGGCUGGGCCGGGCCGUUCCGGUAGGCUGACGGGCAGGCCCAGACUGAUUUGAAGUAGGUUCUCAAGUACGAAUCAGACAGGUCGCACUUUCACAUGUAAAACGCUAUAAUAUUUAUUUUUUGUAAAGGCGAAAUUUGACGGGAAAAGAAAGCUUGCUACAACUUCGCACACUUCAGUGAUGUGAUUACAAACUCAAAUUUGAGAAAGUUUAAACAAUUACAAGUACUUGUUACAACACUUAAGUGUAAAAAAACUUUAAUUUUUUUUUAAAAUUUUUCAUUCAGAGAAAACUGUUAGUUUGAAAAUUUUCUUGUUUUGAGUUGUACUUUUUAUGCAGGUUUUACGUUUGUCGAAAACUUGACAGUUUUUUUUUUCUUUUUUUAAUGAUUUUUAUAACAGUUCGCCUUUGGCUCGACGUCUGAAACAAAAACGCGUCGAGGAGCAUGAACGUCGUCUUCAGCAACGCGAGGACCUUCUCCGUCGGCAGGACGAGACCGAGGUUAUCAGUUCUGGAAACUCAGGGCUCUCGUAGUACUUCUUCUUUUUCCCAGCGCGUGAUACCCAUUUUUGUUUCUUUCAGAGCAUAAACAAUCAGAAGGUGAAGAGAGAAGUCGAAGAAGCGAAGAAGUCGUUCAGUCUUGCCGCCAAGCACUAUGACAUGUGUCUGGUUGGUUCAACGGCUGAGAUUCAAAAGGAAAUGUUCUUUUCAGUCUGUCGGGAAGCAGGUCCUGCCCGAUGGCUCGAAGUACCAGGAGGCUUUGCACAACGUCGUCAAGUUCCUCGAAACGCUUCGCAAAUAG